Messenger RNA from Apis florea (little honeybee), 761 nucleotides. RefSeq names its product intraflagellar transport protein 22 homolog. Gene Ontology annotation, molecular function: tRNA-specific adenosine deaminase activity; double-stranded RNA binding; GTPase activity. Gene Ontology annotation, biological process: RNA processing; adenosine to inosine editing. Lineage: Eukaryota; Metazoa; Arthropoda; Insecta; Hymenoptera; Apidae. The record is from RefSeq and is a predicted model, not a curated record. Gene Ontology annotation, cellular component: cytoplasm; nucleolus.
CUUUUAUUUAACAUUUACUUAAUAGUUCCAUUUUCCAAAAAUCAAUCAGAGAUAACAAUAAAUGCUAAAACAGACACUACUGUAUGUAGAUAUAAAUGGUUGUUAUAGAGACAAUUUUCCAAACAUUCAAUACAGGAAAAAACUACUUGUAUCAAACUAAUAUAUAUAAGAUAUGCAAUCAUUAAAAAUAAUAGUUAUUGGAUCUCUUAGGAGUGGUAAAACAACAAUAUCUAAUUUUCUUGCGGAUGCUACAGAAAUACCCUAUGAUUAUUAUCCAACUAAAGGAGUACGAAUAUUAGAAUUUGAAGUGCAAAAUAUAAAUGUGAAUAAUAGUCACAUUACAAAAGAUAUUGAAUUAUGGGAUUGUAGUGGAGAUCAUAAAUAUGAAUAUUGUUGGCCAGCUAUAAGAAAGGAUGUACAUGGCGUUAUGUUGAUUUAUAGUGAACAAUCGAAUGAAUGUUUAAAAAAAAUUCAACAAUUAUACGAUUAUUUUAUUGAUCAAACUAAAUUAGAUCCAGACAGAUGUGUAAUUUUUUGUUACGAUCCCGAAAACAAAAAUCCUGAAAUUUCAAAAAUUAUUUCUUCAACAUUUAUGAAAAUAUCUCAUGUUAAAUGCAAUAUCGAAAGUGGUGGAAGUAAACUAAAAGCUGAUUUUUCAUCAUUCAUAAGUACAAUACUUAACAAAAUACAUAAUUAUAAAAAUCAAAAAGAUAUAAAUAUUUUGUAAAAAGAUGAAGAUAUUUAAAUAUGUAAUAAAUCUU